Macrosiphum euphorbiae (potato aphid) is the source of this 729-nucleotide messenger RNA. Lineage: Eukaryota; Metazoa; Arthropoda; Insecta; Hemiptera; Aphididae. The record is from the annotation of a GenBank genome assembly.
AUGUCAGUUUAUCCGAUACUGUUGCACGCAGGAGCGUGCUUGUGGUAUGCUUUUUUUUGGAACAACUUUUUAGCCAAUGGCAGUGAUAAAAAAGAGAGCGACUGGGAUCCUAGGUACCGAGACAUACAUGAAAUGGGAUAUAGAUUUCUCACCAAUUGGAAUCUCUUUAUUCAGACGCUGUUCUUUGGCGGUUGUCUGUUUCAUGAUUUAAUGAAAAUACUGAACGGUCCCAACUGGUUGAAAUUAGGUUCGAAAUUUCAAACUAUACUCUCGCUGAGUUUUUCGUCGAUAUUACUGCCAACUGGAAUUUUUGUAUGUGUCACAUUUUGGGCAAUGUAUGCUUACGAUCGUGAAAUUGUCUACCCAAAAAUAGUGGAUAGUUACAUACCGUAUUGGCAAAAUCAUGGAAUGCACACAAUUAUUUUACCACUUAUGUUGGCCGAAUUAUUUACUACCAGACAUAAGUUCCCUUCGGUCACGGCUUCAAUGUCGAUAUUUUUGGGAUUCGGUAUUCUCUACGGACUCGUUUUUUUGGAAACGUACGUGGAAAAAGGACGUUGGGUAUACCCCUUAUUCGGCCUGUUUAGCGUACCGAUUUCAUUGGGUAUUAUGGCUGUUUUAUUUAUCAAACUAAUGUCGUUUUUAUUUAUCGGUAUAUUUAUCCAAAACAUGUACUGGGGAAAAGAAGAAAAGAAACGAUAUCGAAAACCUGUUAAGAAGUCAUCCUAA